Molecule: messenger RNA, 1185 nt
Organism: Eucalyptus grandis
Lineage: Eukaryota; Viridiplantae; Streptophyta; Magnoliopsida; Myrtales; Myrtaceae
Product: serine carboxypeptidase-like 41
Exons: 4
Coding region: 808-1185 (125 amino acids)
Biological process (GO): proteolysis
Molecular function (GO): serine-type carboxypeptidase activity
Source: RefSeq, a predicted model, not a curated record
AAUGAGGCAUCUUAAACGAGGGAAGCUUGUGUAUUGGUGCUCAGAAGGAAAAUUAGCAUGUGUAUCUGUCUUCAUAGUCUGAAAACCGCCAAAAAAAAGAUGGAAUUCUGGAAAUGCUUAUAUGCACAUCAAACUAAGCAUGAUUACAAAACCAAAUCUGUAGCCAUACUUUGGUAAUACCAAAACCAAAUCAGUAGACCCAGAAGCACCUGCCUCAGGUACAAGUCUCUACAGCUAUAUUAAUAUCGAUCGUCUUACUUUUAUCUGAUCAGAUUUUUGCUAAUGCCAAUUUGCUGGAAGCAUUCCUACUUCUCAAAGUAUUCUCAGAAUACACGAAGAAACAUCGGCAGAGAGUACUGCAAAAUGAGCAUGCAAUUAGUGAGAUUUUCUUGUGAUAGUUUUCGUUUAGAGUACCAAAGCCGCUUGCACGCAGUCAUUAAGAGACACGCUCUUAAAAUUUCAACUGAACCUGCAUACAGCAUAAGAAUGGGACAGCCUAGGAACAAAAACCCACGAGAGCAUCCCUAUGGUAUUGACUAACAGAUAGGACUAUUCAGAAUUUAGGUCUUGACCUUGUUCAUCAAGUAUCAUCUUUUCUUGUGAGCAGCUAGCUCGAAGGAUGGUUCUAACUGAUCCGUGCCUCGGGGAUUAAAUAUUUUCGUACCUCAACAAUCCUCAGGUUCAGAAAGCACUCCACACCAAUACGACGAAGCUGCCAUCGGUUUGGAAAUUCUGCUCAGGGUCUUUCUGCCCACCUCUGCCGUAUUACCUUCCUGAUUCAGUCGGAACCACACAUUCUGUUUCUAAAUGUUGUUUCAUGUGGAAGGUGGCAGGCCUCUUUCUUAUCAUGACGUCGAUAUAGGCAUCAACAUCACACCUCUUUUAUCGGCCUUAAUCAAGAAGCAUCUGCGAGUCCUCCUCUUUAGUGGCGAUCAAGAUUCGAAAAUACCAUUGACGCAGACGAGGAUCAUCGCCAACAUGAUUGCUCGAGACUUGAAAUUCACAUCCUUGGGAAAAUACGCACCUUGGUACAACAAAAAGCAGGUUGGUGGAUGGACUGAGUCAUUUGGUAGGUCGAGAAAAGGAAAGAACGCGACUUAUUUGACAUUCGCCACGGUCAGAGGAGCGGCUCAGGAGGUCCCGAUAUCCAAAGCAUCAGAAGGAAGAACCAAUGUAUUCACAUAA